Molecule: messenger RNA, 1071 nt
Organism: Cercospora beticola
Lineage: Eukaryota; Fungi; Ascomycota; Dothideomycetes; Mycosphaerellales; Mycosphaerellaceae
Source: RefSeq, a predicted model, not a curated record
AUGGCUUCCCCCGGAACGAUGUGCUGUGUGUGGUGGGACGAGCGUGUCUCGGCCAUCACAGGUAUGAAACUCCCACUUCCGUGGUCGGGCCACCGCGCAUCGAAUUGGAAGGAUUUGAAGCUGUGCUGCCGUCUCCGAAUCCCUUUGCGGUACAUUAGAACGGAGAGCACGAUACUUAGAAAGAAGGUUGAGCGCAAGUGGGUAAACAAGACUUUGGAAGUCUUCUCCAUCGACGCCUAUCCCACGUCGAGCACGUUCGGUCGGAAAUUAGUGUCGACGAAGUUCGACGUAACAUUGUCUCGCGAGGAUGGCAGGGACUUGGUCCCGAAGCAUGUGGAGGCGAUCAUGGCGUUCAUCGAGUCGGAGCUGCAGGAUCUGGUUGUUCGCAACAAUGGAGAUAAUGUACCGCACAGAAGGAGGAUUCGGGCUUGCUACUGUGUCUUCACACGACAUAUUUUGCUCUCCGGCGGUGGGUAUGGACACCGCCGGAGGGGCGUCGCCAAGCUGUGCCUCCGCUGGAAGUAUGCCGGCGCCGCUGUCUGCACUACUCUGGCCCGCAUCGAGAAGCUGGACGACGAGAGCCUGUACCGCGGCUACCCUGAUCACACUGGCCGUUCUUCGCAGCCAGAUCACAGGCUCGAGAACUACAGCUACGACGAAGGCCGCUGUCAAGGAGUGGAGAGCUUCGUGGCCAGCAAACAGGGCUCCGCAACAAAGAAGAAUGCUUCACCGACUUUCUCGGGCAAACCUGUCAGCUCCGCACUAGCAAAUCGCGCCAUUUCCGAGGCUUUGGGUCUCCAAAUCCGUUCUGACAUAGGAGAGCUCACCAGCUCCCCCUUCAUCUACCCUACUGCACGCUACGCUGGUGAUCGUCUUUCGAUUAACAGACUUCUCGCUCGCUACGAGAUCACUACUCUCCGAAAAGUUGUCCGGUCACUAUGGAAGCCGACACUCUACGAUCGUGCGACAGAGUCGAAUUUCAGUGGCAACGCUGGCGGCGUAGGAGGUGAUAGUGGUGUUGAGCCAACUCCGACUGGCAGCGUGUCUAAUGGCAGUGAGCAGCUGACUUGA